Messenger RNA from Aphanomyces invadans, 2984 nucleotides. RefSeq lists its product as hypothetical. The record is from RefSeq and is a predicted model, not a curated record. Lineage: Eukaryota; Oomycota; Saprolegniomycetes; Saprolegniales; Verrucalvaceae. The transcript has 16 exons. Bases 33 to 2612 code for a protein of 859 amino acids.
CGCGCCAGAAAAGACGAAGCGGCGACGCCAGCAUGUUCUUCAAGACCGAUUCCAUGAGCUGGAAGCGAUACGAAGAGGAGGCCAGGGCGUCAAGAAAGAGGUUUCUGGCCGAGUUGACAAGGAGAGAACUACCAGCCAAAGAUAGCGAGCCCUUGACAGACGUUGCCCGAAUUCAAAACGACACGCUAAAUUUCGUCAUCAUGGAUUACGCACAAAAGCCGGAAGGACUUCCUCGCGGAGAUAUAUUGCUCGACUUGUUCGGUCGCAACUCGGUGAGUCACGAAAUCCAUGAAGACUUUCCGUGGAAGACUCUCCGGCCACCCUCAACCGGGUCGCAAUGGGGACGAAAAUGCUCAACAAAUUCAAGCAACGAAUCUGUCGUCCACGUUGAAGAAGACGCUCCCAACACUGUUAAAAUGAGGAAGAUUGAAUCUGCUUUGGAAUUUGGUAGUUCACCUGCGAUCAAUUUUCAUCCCAUCGACGCGUCGAAGGAGAUUUUUGAAUCUGCAAUCCUGGACGAGUUCACCGAUUUUUCCAUUUCAACUUCUUGCAAUUGGUACGACGAGUUGAAUCGAUGGAGCGUGUUGGUCGACUCAGUCAACGAUGCUAUUCACACAAGCCAAGUUCUUUUCAAAAUGCCAACUAAAGAUGACGUUAAGGAUGAAGACAUCGUUACUUUCGAGACGAUAGCAUUGCCUUGCACUUUGACAUGUGAGGAUGUUGUUGGCGAGAAGGAGAUUCUUCACCAUAACGACAUGUGGACAAGCAACGCAGAAACAGCCCCAGAUUGUAACCAGUUGACAUCAAAGAGCCGAACGACUCAAUCGAGAAAGCCUGGUUCAGGAGCAUCGCCACCGCAAUUUCCACAGCUUUUCGAAAAUGUACGAUGCCCUCAACCAAGUUCGUACUUGGACGAAGUGGCCCCCAAACAUAUACUUGCAAGACAACCGGGAAAUAAUGAUCCGCGCCACGUCAUUCGACCAAUCGACAUUGGUCUCAACCUUUCGGCUUUGGAUAAAGGGCAAUUUUCGUGGCGAGAAACAAAUUUAACAACGUUCGAAUCUGCACGGCUGGAUGAUGCAGUUGUCUUUGCAGGAACGGAAGAUUACCCCACGUCAAUCUUUGACCUUCCCUUGAAUAACGACAUGAACUUGAACGACACAUUAUUCGAACAAGAGUCCGAUGGAGUUCACAUCCACCAGUUGCAAUUACCCCCAACAAACGACAGAUAUUUGCUCGAUGCGUUUUUGAAGGCAUUUCGUACGGGUACCAAAGACAUCUUCGAUUUGGCUGUGGCCCAUACGCCAACACACCCGCGGAUCUCUCCAUCAACGUUAUCAAUAAGCAUGCCUUCAUUUUGUUUGGCAACUUCGUCAAAUGUCAAAGACAUGGGGGUUUUGUACGACGAUGAACCCAAAUCAGGCGAGUCUAUUGAAUUCGUCCUCACUCAAGAGAUUCCGCCGAAAGAGUUCAUUCUCGUAUCAAGGACCUCGCCCGAGAAAAAGCGAAAGCAUGGUGAAACCAAUGAUAACCUUGCCAGCAAACCAAAACGGCAGCUGCGGUGUCGGAAAUCGACUCUACAGCACGUUAACGAACUGAAUACCAUCGAUCCAAGCAAACAAGACUCGAAUGCAACUUCGCCCCUGCACAAAUUGAUCUCCCGAGCCGCACGACCAUUAAUUUGGAAAUUGUCUUCGAAAAAAGUACUUCGUAUAGAAGAAACUGCAUCGAAGUCUGCAUUGCAGCAUCUCUCUCUCGGCUCGUUGAAUUCCAAGUUGCAAGCCAAGUAUUUAGACCUCAAACGAAUCCAGUCGUCAGCAACCUUGGAUGAGAAGUUGCAAAGGGCCCAAAUCAUAAGAGACCUUUUCUUUGUGCAUACAUUGAGGUUGACGCAACAAGUGUUGGACGAACACGGGGUUCAGGGGUGCAAGACUUUCGUACGCACAUGCGUAACAAAGUCGAAGGUGGAAAGGUUACUAGGUGAAAAGUAUAUUGUGCAGCUACGAAACUUAAUUCGCUUGAGUCAAGACGAAGAGGAUCUACCUGUCGUUGUGACUCCCGAAAAAAUACCAACUCGUAAUUCUCGUCCUUGCCCCGUCUUGAUCAGUGUCGACUUGCCAAUAUCGGUCGACGUGAAUGAAUUAUUGAAACCUGGCGAAUUCAAUCAAAUUCAUCGUGAAUUGGAGCCACCGUUAAGUCUUAUCAUCGGGAUGCAAGUCGGGCUCUGUGUUGUCGAAAAAGCCAUUUUCCUCGACGACAAUCAUACAAAGCAAUUUGCGUUUCAAGUCGCUCAAAUUCAGCAUCAGUUUGCCAAGAUCUGGGUGAUUUUAGAAAACUACCCUUCUGGUAAUGCCAAAGAAGUCGACAAACUUGAGCAAUGCUAUCUUGCAUUUGCCACCGCAUCGAUGGGAUAUUCGAUCCCUGUAGUUGCGAUGAUAAGCACUUCCCCACAAGAGUCGGCUACGUACAUUCGAAAAAUUAUCAAGCAACACUGCAGCAGCGUGAUGGCUUCCAAUGCAUAUCGAUACUUUGUGCCUUCAUCACGUCUAUCUCUUUGUAGCUCCCUGAAGAUUUCAAACUUGCAGGGGAAGAAAGCCAAAAGGAGCGCUUGAUUGUUUCCACCAAGGCUAUGAACCCGUCGUGCGCGCAGUAUUUGCUGGACCGAGUGCUAAAAAUUAUCGCUGAGAACUUUCUCACGUGUGAAUGUGUAGAUUACAAUUGGCGACUUAUUUCAUCUCUCGUACAUGACCCUUUGAUUAUUGGUGCUCAUUUCCAACAACACUGUAGCUGGGACGAGUUGGAUUUGUCGAAGAUUCGUAGCAUCCCAGUGCAUCAAGUGCGCUGUCUCUAUCGAAUCCUCCAUCAAGGCCAUGGGAUUGGUGGAAUGGAUUGACUGUGAAAAAAUCUUCGAGAAGUGAACAGAUAAUUUGCUUUUGAAGAAGAAUUGGAAAUAUCCGUCUCAGCGAAUAUCUCGAUUUCUACCA